UUCUACCCAAACUCCCAAUGCCUUUGACCUUCUGCGAAGCGGCUCGCGAAGGGUUUCGGCGCCUGGAUUGCCGCCUCGAGUUGAGAGCCCAACAAACAAUAAGCAGAAGGUGCACAACGCGGUGCUUGACCUGCUGGCAGAAAGAAGCUGCCUCUUCAAGGGGGAGUGCAUUGAGAGCACUGGGAAGGCAUUCGUGAGCACUCUGACUAGUCUGCUGUGGUACAUUGAUGCUGCCCACGACAGGAUCAACACCGAGGUGGGGCGGGCUUGCGCCACCCCUGAGGGCCUGGCGGGCUCGGGGGUUUCGACGGCGAGGUCGCGCGGUCGCAGUCAGCAGGGGAUCCCCACUGCGUUCAGCAGGUUUCAGGGGUUUGAUGACUGGCAAAGGAAGCAGAAGGGGCGCUCUGUUGUGCGCGAAGCCAAGCUGAGUGAGCUGGAGGAAGAACUCUACCGAUUCAUUCCAACUGGGGACUCCUGGGGCAGCGGGCAGGAUCAGUGGGCUGAGUUCAAGGCGGAGCUUUCGGACCUGGCGGAUGUGGUGCAUUCCUACCGGAUGUACCUUCGCAGCCAGAGGGAGUCCGUUGAGCAGCGGCAUGAGAGUUCCACCCCCUCUCGCCAAGUGGGGACUCAUGGCACGUGCCGGACAGUUGAGGGGUCGGCAACUAGAAGUCCCGCCAUCGUGGAUGCUUACCGCCAGUUGCAAGCUGCCCUAACUGUCCUUCCUGACUACGAGUAUCUGGACCUGGCGCCCUUCACCGAUCCUCUUGAUAAGAGGGUUCGCUACCAGUUUCUUAAACGACUGGUGCUGCCAUUUCCAGUCUCCCUCCUCAGAUUCGAUCCUGGUGGAGGAGCUGGUGCGCUGGCAUUUGUCUGGAGACUCCCAGCGCGCACGUCAGAGCGAUGCUCCUCUGAGAACUGCACCAAGCAGGCCCGAGUUGUCAGCCAGCUGGACAAGCAGAUGCCCGAGUUCCACACUCGCGCAAUGCGUCGGGAGUUCAAAGAGCUUAUGUCGGGGGUUAGCGGCGUCAACGAUCAGGUUGCUCGCUUCGUGUAUCGGUUGCUGUCCGGCGAUCAAAGUGCUGCGCACGAUGGAGCUGAGGGGGUGGUUGACGGGAGGACACAACAGAUCUUGCAGAUGGGGGAUGAGAAUCUGGUCAUGGAUCUUCGGGAGAUCAACCUGGGGCGGGAGGGCAUCUUCGACCUGUUCUGGGAGGUGCUUGGCCAAGUGCUGGAACAAGGCCGAGAGCAGGCUGUAGACGACAGGCGACAUGGGAGCGUUAUGUUUCUCGGCUCGUGGAUGUCCCCUCGCGACCUCCACGAGACCGUGCAACGGCUGGUGAAGGAGAAGGAUCCCCAAGCGCCCAUUCCCAGCAGCGCUGGAUGGAGUUCCAGUUCUGGCCCAAAAACCCCUACUGCCAAGCUGCCCUUGCCUACACGGGGCGCUUCUUGGCUGCAAUUGCUGAUACAGCUUGUGCUCUUGCAGCUCAAGUACGCGGUCAAGAGCCGCAUACUCAGCAAAGAGCACAUCGACGGCCACUACGGGGGCUGCAUGCGUGACUACUGGAAGCACGUGGCUGUCUUGCUGCCGGAGCACACGGUGGUGGUGCACCUGGACGACAAACACGCCGUGAAGGUGGGGGAACCUGGGGCUCCUGUCGUUGCCCUGGACCGUGGCGGGCGCGUCCUCCAAGAUGUGGCGGCGGGUCCUCAAGUGGCCCUCGACCACGACUUUACCCGGGCCAAAAUCGUCCCUUCGGUGACUCUCGUUCAGCAUGGGCCGCUGAUCCCCACAACUGCGGACGACUCCUUCUACCGGGGCCAGGUCUUCGUCACCCUGAAAGAUGCUGUCUUUCAGCCCUCGUCCCCCCUCCGCCACUCAGCUGAACUCGUCAGCAUAAUCCGGUGGGCCAUCCGCCACCGGAUGUUGCCUCCCAGCAUUUUGUUGGGCUACACCGACGGUGGCCCCGACCACCGCACCACGUAUGCAUCCGUUCAAAUCGCGUGGGUGGCUGUUUGGCUGGCGCUGGACCUAGACUACCUGCUGAUCGUGCGCACAAUCCCCUGCAACUCCUGGGUCAACACCGUUGAGCGGAGCAUGUCGAUCCUCAAUCUGGGCAUGCAAGGCGUGGCUGUAAUGCAAAGCGCGAUGAGCCCCUUCUUUGAGAGACACUUCAGCAAAGCAACGAGUCUGGCCGCGAUGCGAGUGGCAGCUAGCAAGGUGGACGGGGGGGAGGAAGCGUGGGCAGGGGCAAUGGAGAGCGUUUUGCGGAUGCUGGGCGAACGGCUAGAAAAACUGAGCCUCAAGGAGGAGGCCUUUACAGCGGCAAACCUGACCGGAGCGAAGGGUUGGAAGGCCUUCGUGGCGAAGCACAUGCGCUUGGGGCACUACUUCCUCGAAAUCCGGAAGUGCACCGAUCCCGCCUGCCAGUUCUGCUCCUCCGGGAUUCGCACGCCGGCUGAGGACUGGGAGCAAUUGAAACCCUUCCCCAACCCCAUGCCCGACCCUGAGAGACCGGGCCACUAUCUUCCUUUCGAGAAAGUGUACGGGCAGGAAACAACGGAGGCUCACCGCCCGUCGUUGAUCAAGGCAACAGCGGAGGCGGCAGCAAAGGAUGGAAAGCGGCGCGCCGAGGGGUCGGGUACGGCCGGACGCGCAAGGGGUGCAGGCGAGAACGGGGCGGCAGAGCCGGCGAGAGCAGCCGGUCAGACAAAUGGGGCAGCAACGGCAGGCGGAGCGGUCGAAGUAGGAACUUCCGGUCGUGGUCGUGGUUGUGGUCGCGGUCGCAGCCGCAGCCGCGGCCGCAGUCUCGGUCGCGGACGUCAGCGGAGUGUCCCAGCUGAAGGCGGGGCAGAAGGAGGAAGCGGCCGCGGAAGGGGGAGGUCCAGUCCAGCGGAGAGCCGCGUCGGAAAACCGCAGCCUUCCGCAGCCGAGGUGGAAGGGGCGGCAGCAGACGCUGCGCACGACAAGCUCUUUACGGCGCAAAAUGCGAGGGACAGCAUCCUCUGCACCGUUUGCGAGAAGCCACGGGUGGUGUACUCUAAGUUCGCACUCACCCGAGUGCAGAAAGCAGCCUUGGAAGUACAGGAGGAGACUUUCGACUACAUCUGCGGGUCGCCUCUCUUUCCAGAUAUGCCCUCGACGGUGCUCAGACCUGCGCAUGCGGCUGCAAUUGAGGAGGGGGCCGGCUUCAAUCCUGUAACGGGGCGCACGACCAACGCCCUACCACCGCAGUUUCUGAACGCACCUGCUGUCGUGGCGGGCGAGGCAAUAGCCGCUUCUGAAGGAGAGGGGCCUCCGUCGGUCGAAGGCCAGCCGCGGGCCUCCCAAAGCCCCCCGACCUCCGCGGAGGGCCUUCGCCCGCCCCCUCGAUCACCACCAACAGAGGAGGUGCUGUCGGAUUCAGAUGACGAACCCAUUGCCGCACGCAUUCCUGGACCCCGGUCGAUCAUGCGUCACCCCGCCCAACAAGAGACGCCGCUCCCGAGCGCGCAGCCAGAACCAAGCGUCGUCGCACCUCGGAUGGAGGCCAUCUUGGCCCAUAGAGCGACCCCGUUGCACGAAGUUGCCGUUGUCCGGCAGAAGUUGACAUGCGCAUCAGAAGUGGAGAGCACCUACUAUUCCAGGGGUGCGUACAAACCGUGUUGCAAGUACUGUGCUGAGUUUGAAGACCUGCACGAGACCGACCCGAUACUGAAGGAGCAGUAG
This is a messenger RNA of Klebsormidium nitens, 3706 nucleotides long. Lineage: Eukaryota; Viridiplantae; Streptophyta; Klebsormidiophyceae; Klebsormidiales; Klebsormidiaceae. The record is from the annotation of a GenBank genome assembly.